Messenger RNA from Strongyloides ratti, 1287 nucleotides. Its product is annotated as Solute carrier family 52, riboflavin transporter, member 3. Gene Ontology annotation, molecular function: riboflavin transmembrane transporter activity. Gene Ontology annotation, cellular component: plasma membrane. The record is from RefSeq and is a predicted model, not a curated record. Lineage: Eukaryota; Metazoa; Nematoda; Chromadorea; Rhabditida; Strongyloididae. The coding region runs from base 1 to 1287 and encodes 428 amino acids. Gene Ontology annotation, biological process: riboflavin transport. The transcript is spliced from 3 exons.
AUGGAUUCCGGCCGUUUAUUUGUUGCUUCUGUUAUCUUUGGUUCUAGUACAUGGUUUUCAACAAAUGCUGUCUGGCUUGAAUUACCUAUAUUGACACAACGCCUUCCUGAAGGAUGGUCUUUACCAUCUUUUCUUUCUGCAAUAAUUCAAAUAGCAUGUAUUGGUCCUCUCAUCUACUCAAUAUGUUUUAAAUGUAUAAAAAUACGUUUUUCAUCAGGCAUAUUAAUUACAUUAUUAUUAUUAUUUUGUACUAUGUGUACAUUCUUAACAUCAAUAUAUUGGAGUGAUAAUGUAACAAUUUUUGAAAAAAAAAUUUCUCUUCCUUUAAUGAUUUUAGUUUUUGGAAUGGCAUUAGUAAAUGCUACAUCAAAUGUAUUGUUUAUGCCAUACAUGGCUUCAUUUGAUGCAUCUCUUCUUAAUGCUUUUUUUCUUGGUAUGAGUUUUUCAUCAUUAAUUCCAUCAUUAAUAUCUUUAUCUCAAGGAACAGGGCGAUAUGAAUGUGUAAAAAGUGGAAAUUCUACAAAGUACGGACCGGAAUAUUAUGAUCCAUCUUUUUCAGCAGCAACCUUUUUUCAACUUUCUACAGGAUGGUUAGUAAUUACAAUUAUUGCAUUCCUAUAUCUGGAAAAGAAAUAUAGGGAGAAAAGAAGUUUACCAAUUGAAAGUGAUGAUGAUGAUGAUGAAGGAGAGAUGAAUGAAAUGAGCAAAUUAAAUAGUAAUAUAGAAACACAAGAACCAGAAACUAAGAAAGAUAACACAAGAAAUUUUGUUAUUCAACUUUUUUUAUUAGCAUUUACCUCAGCACAAAAUAAUGCUAUUAUACCAAGUUUGUCAAGUUUUGCUGCUUUACCAUAUUCUCAGACAACAUAUCAUUUAACAUUAGCCCUUUCAAAUAUAUCUGCACCAGUUGCAUGUAUAUUACCUUUUUUUUUAAAUACUAGUUCUUUACCGAUACAUAUAUUUCUUACUAUUAUAUCAACAAUUGCCUGUGGUGUUUUAAUAUUUUUCGCAGCAAAUUCUCCUAAAAUUUUGAUAUCAGUAUUUACGGGAUCGGGAGUAGUAAUAUUUACGUCAAUUAUUGUUUCAGGAUUAUUAUCAUAUCUUCGUAGUGUAAUAACUUCCUCUAUUAGAAAUAGUGUCUCUCCAACUAAUGCUCACAAUAGACUUUUUUGGUCAGGUUGUGUAAUGCAAAUGGGUUCCUUUAUAGCAGCAUUAGUUAUAUUUCCUUUAGUUAAUAUUUUUAAUCUUUUUCAUGCAGCUGUUCCAUGUUCAGAAUGGAAUGUUUAG